AGGAAAUUUAGGAAUUCAACAGAUAGGAAAUUUGUUAGUUACCUCUAUUAUGUAGUUCCUAUUUUGUUUUUGCCGCCUGCGUUUUUUUUGAAUUAUCACUUCCACACUGAACUGUCACACAACCGAACGUUACGAAAGCUCAUACAGAAGUCAAUUUAUGGAACACAUCCUGCUCUAAAAUGUCUGACAGUUGACAGUCACCUGAAAUUUUUAGAAGUAAACUGUGUCAGUGCUUUAGUUUUUGUUUCCUGGUGCCCAUACAAUGGAAGUCUGAAAAAAUUAUCAAUCAGGUUAAAGUGCUAUAGAUUUAUCAAUAUACUUCGUGUUUCGUUUUAAGGCGUAUUUUAAAAACUGGGGCAUAAAGACACUUGUGGCACCAACAUGGUGGACUACUACAGAGUCCUUGAGGUGCCAAAAACCGCUACUAACUCGGAAAUCAAAAAAGCAUACAGAAAAUUGGCAUUAAAAUGGCAUCCCGACAAAAACCCAGACAACAUGGACGAAGCAACAAAAAAAUUCAAAGAAAUAUCAGAAGCAUACGAAGUUUUAUCAGACGAUUCUAAAAGAAAGAUUUAUGACAGUCGAAGCAGCCGAACUACCUCGUCAAAAACAAGAUCCUACAGAAGAGAUUUCGAUUUCAAUCCUUUCUCACAGAGAUAUUUUGAGAAAAAGAGACGUGUUUAUGAUGAAUAUGGCAAAGACGGUUUACUGAAUGGCAACAGUCGCAGCAGAAGUAGACACGAAGACGAUUUUGACUUUGGUGGAUUUGGAUUCUUUACCUUCAGAGACCCAGAAGAUGUUUUCAGAGAAUUUUUCGGUGCCACAGUUUUCGAUCUUCUAGAUCCACACGCCAGAGAUAGAAGACGUCAUCAUCACCACAACAGGCACUCACACCCGCAGAAUGCUCUGAGCAGCACGUCCCUUUUCAGUCCUUUCGGUCUACAAAUCGGCGGUAACUUCAUGGACGAUUUCUUUGCACCGGGGCCGCAUUCAGGCGGCUUUACUUCUUUUAGUUCAAUAAAUACCUCGUUCGCUGGUGCUCCUAGUAAUGCAAACGUCAAGAGGACCUCCACUUCUACAAGGUUCGCCAAUGGAAAGAAGAUUACUACGAAAAAGAUUUUUGAAAACGGAAAAGAAACUGUGCUGUCUUACGAAAACGAUGUGCUAAAAUCAAAGACUGUGAACGGGGUCUCACAAAGUAUAACCUACAGUUAAAUUAUCAAUUUGAAUAAUGAUUUUUCCACUUUAGCUAAUUGUAGUACUUACACAUUUUUCAAUAGAAUACAAUGUGGUCCA
Molecule: messenger RNA, 1296 nt
Organism: Diabrotica virgifera virgifera (western corn rootworm)
Lineage: Eukaryota; Metazoa; Arthropoda; Insecta; Coleoptera; Chrysomelidae
Gene: mrj
Product: dnaJ homolog subfamily B member 6-B
Exons: 8
Coding region: 382-1215 (277 amino acids)
Molecular function (GO): Hsp70 protein binding
Source: RefSeq, a predicted model, not a curated record